CACACAUUUAAGAAGUAAUCUCUCAAGAAAUACCAGCCCUGGGAGCAAAGGGAGAAUCACUGUCUCUCCAGCUCCUACCCAGGAAUACACCAUUGAAAUAUCAACUAUAGGGACCCUUUACCCCACAGGAGGGUAGCAAGAGUCCGUGUGUCUGUGAGCCCGACACCAGUGAGCCUUUUUCAGGGUUGCCAGGAAGCUGCUGUUCAGAGGAACGUGAUAGGACAACGUCACUGAGAAACGGUUCAGCUCCUGCGCCACGGAGGGAAUCAAGGCCAGAGGUAUGAAUAAGGUGGCGAUUCUGAAGGGAAGAUUUUUGUAAGGAUGGACCCACACCAGCAGAUUGCCAGCAUAUAUAAUAGGGAUACAUUACAGAUUCCCAAGUAUGAAAAAACCUCUCAGUAUAUGAACCAGGUACAAAGGCAUGAGGACAGGCCCACAGAAGAAAGACGGUAUACAUGUAGUGAAUGCGGAAAGAAGUUUGCUCAGAGCUCAGGCCUUGUUCGACAUCGGAGAAUCCACACUGGCGAGAAGCCCUAUGAGUGUCAUCACUGCGGAAGAGCCUUCAGUGUGCGUUCAACCCUCACUGUGCAUGAAAGGAUCCACACUGGCGAGAAGCCCUAUACUUGCAGUGACUGUAGGAAAGGCUUCAGUGUGCGGGCACACCUGAUCAUCCAUCAGAGAAUCCACAAUGGAGAGAAACCCUAUGAGUGUAACGAAUGUGGCAAAGCCUUCAGUGUGAGCUCAGACCUUAUCAAACAUCAGAGAAUCCACUCUGGUGAAAAGCCCUAUGAGUGUGGCGAGUGUGGGAAAGCCUUCAGCGUGAGCUCAGCCCUCAUCAAACAUCAGAGAAUCCACACAGGAGAGAAGCCGUACGAGUGUAAGGAGUGUGGGAAGGCCUUCUAUGUGAACUCCGCCCUUAUUAAUCACCAGAGGAUUCACUCUGGAGAAAAGCCCUAUGAGUGUGGAGAAUGCAGGAAAGCAUUCAGCCAAAUCUCCACCCUUAUCCAUCACCAGAGAAUCCACACUGGAGAGAAACCAUACGAGUGUGAUGAGUGUGGGAAAGCUUUCCGUGGGAGUUCUAAUCUUACUAAACACCAGAAAAUACAUGCCAAAGGAAAGUGUCCGCAGUGAUUUAUGUGGUGAAGAUAUUCCAGAGGCCUUUUUUGUAUCAGAAGUUAACACCAAAAGAAGGGUAUGGUAAAAGUAGUGUGUGUGUUUUUUUUUAAGUUAGUGUUUUAAUUGAUACUUGGUCCCUUAGAAUAUUGAAGAAGUGAGAAGUCAGUGAAAAUGACUCCAGAAUGGUGACUAGUUGAAAUUCUAAAAUCACAACUACUGAGAAUGCCACUUUCCAACUCAUAAGGAUGGAGGUUUGCAGACAGACUCUUCUGGGAUCAGCACUGAAGAGAUGCUAUAUCCCACCCCAAACCAGCACAGCUGAAUCCUAAGCAGUCAGUGAUGGUGACUCCUGGCCCUAAACAAGGAGUCCAUUUCAAAGCAGAGUUUUGCAGAAUUCCACCGCCAAGUGAGGGAGAAGCCCCUUGAGGAAUUGGCUUACAGUGCUUCAUGCCAAGCAGAGUAUCUCUCUGAUAAAGGGACCUAAGACACUUGGGAGAAUUUGCCCUCAAGUUCAUUUCUGUCACUGCUCUGGGAGUGGGAAAUAUUCCCUUACCUUGUGUACAAUUUCUACUUGUAAUAAACUAAUAAAAGAAGCAGCUGCUCAGUCUAAAAUGAGUGAUCUAAAAAUAUCUCUCCCUAAUAAAACAAACCCUGGAACACCAGCGGUCCUGACUAAGCACCAGCAUGUCCAGACUUGAGGAAAUCCUAUGAGUAUUCUCAGCCUGGAAAGACCUUCAGUGUAAACCCAAGGCUCAUUACACUACACAACAGAGAAGCCAUUCCUGAAGAAGAGUCCCACCAGAGUAAAGAAUGUGGCAAAGCCAUCAGAUACUGGACUGGUCUUGUCAGAUAUCAGAGAACUGUUGGGGAGAUCUUCAGUGUCAUAAACAUUCCAUGUGAGCCCAAGUCUCAUUAAACAGAUUCCCUUUGGACAGGAGCAAGUAGGGAGGUCUUCAUUUGGAAGCAGUGCUUAUUACCAGAAAACCCAUAAACAUAAAAAAAGUGGGAAGGCCUUCACUAAAAUCAGUCUUCUGUAUCGGUAAAUCCACAUUGCAGCAAAACCCUGUAUGUGUGACUGCUCUGGGGACGCUUUCAGCAUUAGCUCAAUUCUUAAAGUGUAUCAAAGAUUCCAGACAGAGAAAAGCUCUUUGAGUGUAAGUGAUUUGAAAAAGCCUCCAGUCAAAGUUCAGAUCUUACCAAACAUCAGUCUGCAUUGGAGAGGAGCCUUAUUCCUGGGACAGGUGUGGGAAAACCUUUCAAUGAACUCAUCUCUUACCUGACAUCAGAGGGUACAGAACAAAUACAAACCUCAAUUGUGAAAUAAUGUGGUAAAGGUACAGGACUUUUUCAACAUAAAGCAUCACCAUUAAGAAAAAACUCAAUUGGGGCACUUGGCUGUCUCUAAUGGAAGAGCAUUUGACUCUUGAUCUCAGGGUCGUGAGUUCAAGUCCCACAUUGUGUGCAGAGAUUACUAAAAAAAAAAAAAAAAAAAUUGC
This is a messenger RNA of Mirounga angustirostris (Northern elephant seal), 2612 nucleotides long. RefSeq names its product zinc finger protein with KRAB and SCAN domains 8-like. The record is from RefSeq and is a predicted model, not a curated record. Gene Ontology annotation, biological process: regulation of transcription by RNA polymerase II. Gene Ontology annotation, molecular function: DNA-binding transcription factor activity, RNA polymerase II-specific; RNA polymerase II cis-regulatory region sequence-specific DNA binding. Bases 322 to 1131 code for a protein of 269 amino acids. The transcript has 5 exons. Lineage: Eukaryota; Metazoa; Chordata; Mammalia; Carnivora; Phocidae.